Molecule: messenger RNA, 1345 nt
Organism: Sabethes cyaneus
Lineage: Eukaryota; Metazoa; Arthropoda; Insecta; Diptera; Culicidae
Product: transcription factor IIIA
Exons: 2
Coding region: 1-1281 (426 amino acids)
Molecular function (GO): metal ion binding
Source: RefSeq, a predicted model, not a curated record
AUGGUAAGUGAGGCCGAUUCGAGUGACACGGACCAUCGACAGCUCGAUUGUUCGGCAGCCAAAGGCGGAUCAGAAUCGGAAGAAACAGUUGCAUCCGGCGAAUCGCACGGAUGCCCCGAUGAACCGGCGGAAGGCGCUGAAAAUCCACAAACCACCACGGAGUGCAAACAGAGACUAACCUUUCGCUGUGAGGAUUGUGCAACUGUUUUCCGAAAGCGAGAUCACUUCGACCGGCACCGAUUUACGCACACCGGAGUGCGAGAGUAUCGUUGUCCGGAGCCGGACUGCUCAAAGGAAUACACAAACCGAACGCACCUCAAUCGUCACAUCCGAACGAAUCACACGAAGAAACAGGCGGAGCCUGGCAAUGCCAUUCGCUGCAAGCAGACCGGUUGUGCGAAAAUGUUCUCCACCGAGCUGGGAAUGCGACGGCAUUACGAGCUGAAACACAUACUGGGAAAGUCCUGGUCGUGUCCAGAGUGUGGCGACCGGUUUUGGCGCAAACUACAGCUGAAGCAACAUUCGUUCAAGCACACCGGUCAAUAUCCGCACCGGUGCGAGCUCUGCGAGAGUGGUUUUAUGAGUCUGAAAGCACUUCGGAACCACCGAGCGACUCAUGCUCUGCAUAAGUGCGAAUCUUGUUCGGCCGAAUUCACCCGCUGGACCGAUUUGGUGGCACACAGGAAGCUGCAACAUGUGACCGUCUAUCGGUGUGACAUCUGUCAGGGUAGGUUCCCUACCAAGAGAAAUUUGAAGACGCACAUUAGAGUGCACUGCGAAAGUGAGGAAGUGUUUCAGUGUCCCCACGAGGGGUGUCCUAAGUUUUAUGAGUAUGAACGCAAUUUGAUUGCCCACGUUCGGUCCAAACACGAGGGAAGCCGAAAGUUCGUUUGCUCCGUUCCGGAGUGUGGUCGAGCGCUGUCCACGAAGCAAAAGUUGGACCAACAUCGGCGGAUGCACGAAUCGGCUGCACGGAGUGUUCCCCGUAUGAAGGUUCCUAAUGGCAGUACCAGUGCGAAGCGGAAAGAUAGUGGUCAACCGAAGCGCUCGAGCGCUGCUCGGUUGGCUAACGUUCAGCUAGAGCCACACGCGGAGCGUAUUUUGAUACAGCAAAGCCCUGACCGGCGACCGCCGGUCGAAUUUGAGUGCUCUGCUUCGCUUGAGUCGGCCUCCGAAUCGGAGGCGGAAACGAGCGCUAAGGUGGAAGGUAUUCUGCAGGGACAGCUAGCUAAGAUACAGGAACAGAUACGGCUGUUGCAGGAGCAAAACGAUAAGCAGUAGCGCGGGGUUGUUUAGAAGUUUAGAAGCUUCGAAGAAAAUAAGUAUUAUUUAGUUCCUUAAAAUU